AUGAUUUUCUUCAUCCGGGAGAGGUUCACGUUCCGGCUCAUGCGGCACGAGCUGGGAGUGAGCUCAGCGACCUUCACCAACUGGUCGAGUUUCUGCCGGGAGGUGAUGGUUCACUGGGCUCUUGAUCGGCAGGGUAUGAUCGGCGGCCAAGGAAAGAUCGUCGAGAUAGACGAGAGCAAGUUCGGGCGCCGCAAGUACAACAUGGGCCGAGUGAUUGACGGGCAGUGGGUCUUCGGCGGUAUCUGCAGGGAGACGCGCGAUCUCUUCCUCGUCCCGGUGGAGGAUCGGACCAGCGACACUCUCCUUGCAGUUAUUAAGGAACGGAUCGCCCCGGGGUCGAUCAUCAUCUCCGAUUGCUGGAAGGCCUACAACUGCCUCUCUGACGAGGGGUUCGAGCACCUGACCGUCAACCACUCGUACCACUUUGUAGAUCCGGAUACGCAAGCUCAUACGAAAACGAUCGAGCAGCAGUGGAGGGAGGCCAAGAGGAAGGUACCGCUCUGUGGCCGCAGGAAGAAGCACUUCGCAGGGUACCUGGCUCGGUGCAUGUUCCUCAUGCACUACCAGGACCUGAAUGCCCUCAAAAUCCUGGGUCUUGCUCUUCGUCCAGGAGACUUCAAAGCCAUGGGCUUCACCUCACUGCUGAAUGCAUCGACAGCCGCCACCACAGAUUCCAGAGACUCAGAUAGAAUUACAACAUCUUCGACAAUUAUGUUUAAGAACCUAUUUUAG
This is a messenger RNA of Penaeus vannamei (Pacific white shrimp), 732 nucleotides long. NCBI's taxonomy places the organism in Eukaryota, Metazoa, Arthropoda, Malacostraca, Decapoda, Penaeidae. The record is from RefSeq and is a predicted model, not a curated record.